UUGAUCCAUAUGGAUUUGAAAGGCCGGAAGACUUUGAUUAUGCAUCCUAUGAAGCAUUCUUUUCCAGAUAUCUCGUGGUACUCACUAGAAGAGCAAUAAAAUGGUCCAAGCUCCUAAAGGGGAAUAAUAGUAUACAGAAGAAUUUAAAAGUAAAAAGAUAUAUCAGGAAAGGCAUCCCCAAUGAACACCGUGCAUUGAUCUGGAUGAUUGUGAGUGGGGCCCAAGCCAACAUGGAACAAAACCCUGGGUAUUACCACAGACUGCUUGAAGGAGAGAAGAAUGACAAGCUGGUUGAAGCAAUCAAAACAGACAUGAACAGAACAUUUCCAGAUAAUGUAAAAUUCCGCAAAACUGCUGAUCCGUGUUUGCAGCAUGUACUCUACAACGUGUUGGUAGCAUAUGGGCAUCAUAAUAAAGCAGUAGGCUAUUGUCAGGGCAUGAACUUCAUAGCUGGAUACCUGAUUCUUAUUACAAAGAAUGAAGAGGAGUCCUUCUGGUUGCUAGAUGCUCUUAUUGGAAGAAUAUUGCCUGAUUAUUACAGUCCUGUGAUGUUGGGCCUGAAAACUGAUCAGGAAGUCCUUGGAGAACUUGUGAAAAUGAAAGUUCCAGCUGUGGCAGAGCUGAUGGAAAGACAUGGAGUCAUGUGGACCCUAGUGGUGUCACGCUGGUUUAUAUGCUUGUUCAUUGACAUUCUUCCAGUAGAGACUGUGCUCCGAAUAUGGGAUUGUUUGUUCUAUGAAGGAUCAAAGAUCAUCUUCCGCGUGGCCUUAACGUUAAUAAAGCAAAACCAAGCUUUUAUUUUGGAAGCCACGAAUUUCCCUGACAUCUGUGAUAAAUUUAAGCAGAUCACCAAAGGAACAUUUGUAACGGAGUGUCACAGCUUCAUGCAGAAAAUAUUCACAGACCCUGGAAGCUUGUCCAUGGCAACAAUCAACAAACUCCGAGAGACUUGCAGAGAGAAGUUACUUUCUCAGGGAUAACUCACCCCAUUUAACCAGGUGGUCAGAUAUUACAGCAAUUGACACAUUCCUCUAUUUGCACUGACUAAAGCACACUUUAAACUUUCCAUGGGUUAACUGACAGGACCAAUUUUUCCUGCCUUUCAAGUAAGUGUUGUUAACACUGUGUACUGUAUGUCAGACUUGAUAACUGGAACUGGUGGUUCUGUUGUUUGUUGUUGUUUUUAAAGAUCAAAGUGUUUUCAGAGUAGAAUGUGAUCAGUGACAGGAUACUCCUUUUAAAAAAGUCACAGGGCAUUUUGUAAUGUUAAAACAGGUGUAAAAAUCAUAUAUCCUUCCUACUGUAUCAACUGUGACACCACUCUCAUUUGUACAAAAUAAAUUAAUUUAAUUUG
Molecule: messenger RNA, 1354 nt
Organism: Nestor notabilis (Kea)
Lineage: Eukaryota; Metazoa; Chordata; Aves; Psittaciformes; Psittacidae
Gene: GRTP1
Product: growth hormone regulated TBC protein 1
Exons: 7
Coding region: 204-980 (258 amino acids)
Source: RefSeq, a predicted model, not a curated record